This is a messenger RNA of Apis florea (little honeybee), 4016 nucleotides long. RefSeq lists its product as uncharacterized. The record is from RefSeq and is a predicted model, not a curated record. Gene Ontology annotation, biological process: canonical Wnt signaling pathway; regulation of transcription by RNA polymerase II. Lineage: Eukaryota; Metazoa; Arthropoda; Insecta; Hymenoptera; Apidae. Gene Ontology annotation, cellular component: chromatin; beta-catenin-TCF complex. Gene Ontology annotation, molecular function: DNA-binding transcription factor activity, RNA polymerase II-specific; RNA polymerase II cis-regulatory region sequence-specific DNA binding.
GACGAUGUCGCCCCGUGGCAGCAAGUGCGCGACGCGGCAGAGGCCGACAGGGAAAGGAAGGCGCGGGCCUAAUCAUCAUCAUCAUCGUGAGAAUCAGCGUGAUCAGCAGCAGAGGAGACGGGCGGAGGAGGAGGGCGACAGGGAGAAGAAGAGGAGCGCCGUCGAAUCGGUUGUCGAAGGAGGUGGCAGUUGCUCGACGACGACGACGACGACGACGACGACGACGACGAGAACGAGUAAGUCUGCGGUGGCAGCGUGCGAGGGUCGAUCGUCGUGGGCGGGGCGCAUGCGCCAGCCCCUGGAGAGCGGCCUCGAGCCCCGUGAAAACGGCACCCUGAUGCAACAACGAUGGCCGACAAGCAGCAGCAGCAGGCAACGCCGCCGCGAUCGGGUCGACCUUUCCUCGCCUGCCCUUUCCUCCUCCACGGACGAAGCAUCCGGAAGAUCGACCUCGCCACCGUCGAACGCCUCCUCGCCUGCACGCUCCACCUCGUCGACAUCUACCGGCGCGAUCUCGCGGGGGAAGGAGGAGAAGGAUCGAAGGGAGGAGAAGGAGGAGGAGGAGGAGGAGAAGGGUACGGAGGUGGCUCGUGAGGACAGGAUCAGGAAGAGGAAACAGGAGAGGCAGUGCCCCGCGAGAGGACGGGAUGUCGUCGUCGUGGUCUCGGAGAAGUCGGCGUCCGCUUCCAACUGUGCUCCUGCAUCUCCCCCCCCCUUCUCCUCCUCCACGAGCCCCGACAAGGCGAGCCCCGAACAGGCCAAUCCAAAGGGUUGCCCGACCGUCUCCCACUCGUCCGUUCUCGAGAGCCUGAGGAACGCUCUGGAAAGCUACGACCGCAGCAGAAUCUACCUCGCACAUGUGUCCUUCCUGGAUUGGCGGGACCUGCCCGGACGACGCCGCCGCGCCGCGGCAGCUGGUGGCGACGCUGAGAGGGUGUGGGUGGUGGGGGCCGCGGAUCACGAGGGCCACCACAGGACGCGGCUGCUGGUAACGGGCCGCCAUUGGCGGCCACGUUGCCUGAGACGGGUGAACAUGCUCAGCCAGCCGGUGAUCUACGCCGGCGGCGGCAGGGGUUCCCUGACCGUGGACCUGUUCCUCUGGUGGUUCCACCGGGAAUUCGCGGUCACGGCGAUGGCCAUGCAUCCCGACGGCGCCGUGUUGGUCGCGGAGACCGCCGAUUACCUGCCACCCGAGGCCGACUGCGUGGCCGCUGACGGAUUGGUCCGUUUGUUCGUCGUGCCGAAGGAUUGCCUCGAGACGAGGAUCGUGGUGAGGGAGUUGAGGGUGAGGCUCGCCACCUGCGUCCUCUCCAGAGCCUGUUACGGCGUCUAUCGCAACGUCUCCAACCACCCCGGAAAGGAGGCGACCACCACCGACCCUCUCGCCGCCUAUCUCAGAAGAUUCACGUUGAAGGAGGCGUUCGCCGAUCUUCACCGAGCCUGGCUGAGCGUCAGAUCGGAAACGUUCGCGAGAAGUUGGGUCCUGCCGCGGGAACGCGACGAAGGCCGCUCGAAGGGCAGCCUGUUGGCAGCCGGCGGCCUCGUGGCCUUCUCGUCCCGCGUCCACGCGGGCUCGAGCGAGGCGCAAGAGGAGGACAGGAUGCUUUUGAUCGAGCUGCAGAACGUGGCGAGGGAGGCCGGUGUUCGGGUCAGCGACGAGGAGUUGAGCGAGUGGAUCCUCGAGGACGAGGGCUGCUCUAACGAUUCCUCCUCCUCCUCCUCCUCAUCCUCAUCCUCGUCGUCGUCAUCGUCGUCGUCGUCGUCGUCGUCGUCGUCGUCGUCGUGCACCGUUGGAAGAAGGAAGGAGCAUCAGGAGGAUCAUCGUUGCCGCGUGAAGAUCGAGGCGGAGGAGAAGUGGGCCGAUUACGAGGGGAAGCAACACGGGGCGACGGACGGGGAGGAGGAGGACGAGGGGAGGAAGGAGGGGGAGGAGGAGGACGAGCCCACCGCGGAAGAGACUGUCGGUCUGCUGUCGAGGGUGCUGACUUGGAUGGAAAGGGAGCCUCUCGAUCCGGGACUGUUACUCGCUGUCAGAUCGAUGCGCGAUACCGCCGCACUCAUGGCGAGCAAGAUGGGCCUGGCGGGGACCCAUCCGAGCGGUUUGCCCUUCUUUUGCCCCAACGGGGACCACCUGACUCAGCCACCGCCUGCUCAUAUGGGAAUUCCACCGUACGGGACGCUGGAUGCGGGUAAAGCAGCCGCAGCGGCAGGCUUGACAAGAGCGCCGAUGUAUCCCUUCUCCACGGGUCAAUAUCCGUACCCCAUGCUUAGCCCGGAAAUGACGCAAGUCGCCGCUUCCUGGAGAGAGAGAGAGAGAAUACAUAUACAGAGAGGGAAUAGAGAAGCGAGACGACGCUCGCGGUUUCGAUGGAUCAGUUUCGAGCGUGUCGGUGGGUAUAAACGGGGACCCACGAGUGCGAUGGAGCCCGAGUGUCUGGAGCCAUUGAACCUGGUGAUAAAGAAGGACGACAACACUGAGAGCAGCGGGCCGGCCACCAACGUGACGAUCGAGGAGGGCAGCAGCGAGGCAUCGUCGAUCAACAACAGAUCGUCGUUGGACGAGGAGAAGUGCAAUAUCGAUCCGGGCAAGACGAUCGAGGACAACAUGACGAUACUCCAGGACGCGAUGAAGGCGGGGGAGGCUGGCUUACCCACCGCCGAUCACAAGAUCCUCACCGCGCUCUACAUGAGCAGCCUGAUGCAGAUGUCGAACAUGAGCCUGCCGAGGAGCGUGACGCCGCCUCCGUACGGCGCCCAGCACAACUUCGUGCAACUGCUCGCAAUGGUCGAGGCCAGGCACCGCAUGUGGCAACAGAUGAAUUGGCCGUUGCCGCACAACUUCCCCAGGAACCCGUUGACCUUGCGCCAACCGUACUUCGACGGGCCGACCACCAACCUGACGGAGCAACUGUGCAACACCCAGAGCUCCGCGCCGACCUAUCCCCUAUCCUGCACGAAACAACCCGACCAACAACCCUUGACGAACCGUGACGCGAAGCAGCCUUACUUCAAACGGUCCACGGUGGAGCAGAAGAAUUCCACGUCGUUGCCGUCGGACAACGCGAAAGCACAGGACACGGGGCAGCAGAACAAUCAAGAUAAAAAGAAACCCCAUAUAAAAAAGCCUUUGAACGCGUUCAUGCUGUACAUGAAGGAGAUGAGGGCGAAGGUCGUCGCGGAGUGUACCUUAAAAGAGAGCGCCGCGAUCAACCAAAUAUUGGGAAGACGAUGGCACUCGCUAAGCCGGGAGGAGCAGGCGCGGUAUUAUGAGGCGGCCAGGCAGGAGCGCCAUCUCCAUCAACAACGAUACCCCGGCUGGAGUGCCAGGGAUAACUACGGAUACGGCAGCAAGAAGAAGAAGAGGAAGAAAGAACGGUCCGCAGAUCCCACCGGAGGUAACAACAUGAAGAAGUGUCGCGCAAGGUACGGAUUAGACCAGCAAAGCCAAUGGUGCAAGCCGUGCAGACGUAAGAAGAAAUGUAUCAGAUACAUGGGGGAGGGAGGAGAGGGCGACGGCGAAGCGGAUGGCGAAGGCGACGACGACCACUCGGAGGACAACCUCGGCAGCGUGGGGGAGGCAGGGACUCCCGAGGAGGACGAGUCCCUGAGCAGCCCCGGGGGUUUGUCCGCGUUGUCUAGUCUGGCCAGCCCGUCACUGGUGUUACAGUCGCCCUCGAGCCUGGCCAGCCCGUGCCCCUGCCCCCUGACGCCCCCGGUGCCGCCUCCGCCCCUGCCCAACCCCACGAGCCAGCCGCACAACAAUCAGCAACCGGUGCAACCGCCGCCCCCGCAUCGUAACCCGGUCGGCACCAAUCCCCACGACAUCAACAACCCCCUUAGCGUGAACCAACUGACCGGCCAGUGUAUAAAGAGUGAAGUGGUGUCGGCACCCUCGGGCACGUCCAACCGGCGAUCAGUGUUACGUAGCCCCGGCCGGAACCACGCGACAAGACUGUUGCUGCCACCGUUGCGCGUGUAGCCGACAACAGGGUCCGUGUUGAACAGACGAGGUGGUG